This is a messenger RNA of Saxophila tyrrhenica, 1581 nucleotides long. RefSeq names its product CAAX farnesyltransferase (FTase) subunit beta (gene RAM1). Gene Ontology annotation, molecular function: protein farnesyltransferase activity. The record is from RefSeq and is a predicted model, not a curated record. Gene Ontology annotation, cellular component: protein farnesyltransferase complex. NCBI's taxonomy places the organism in Eukaryota, Fungi, Ascomycota, Dothideomycetes, Mycosphaerellales, Extremaceae. The coding region runs from base 1 to 1581 and encodes 526 amino acids. Gene Ontology annotation, biological process: protein farnesylation. The transcript has 2 exons.
AUGCCGCUCGUGAAGAGGGACGAUGACCCAGAAGAUACGCUUGACGAACUACUACAAGAUAAGGCUCGCAUUGAAGAGCUCCCUUCCAACGACGACGACGCAUACGAAGACGUAGAAUCCGACAACUCUGGCAUCCCAUUCCCAGGCAGACCAUCGAAGGCUGAACGAAGAAGAGAGGAAUCCUUGCCACCAUGGCUGCAAGCCGCGACUCUCAACCUCUUCCACGACGAGCUGCAAACGACGACCUCGGAAGCACAAACGAAAGUUACCGCCGACUGCCUUCCUCUUCUCACCGGCAGAGAUACGCAAGGUCUUCCACUGAACAGCCAUGGCCUCCCGCACCUACGCCGCGAACAGCAUGUCAACUUUCUCCAUUCGCAGCUCGGACCGUUCCCAGCGCCGUAUGUGGCGAUCGACGCCAGUAGGCCGUGGUUCUUCUACUGGACUAUGGCCGGUCUUAGCAUUUUGGGUGAAGACGUACGCCAAUUCCGCGACCGUUUGAUGGAGACCGUCCGCCCACUGCAGAACAAGACCGGCGGCUUCGGAGGCGGACAUGGACAGUACAGCCAUUGCGCCGGCAGCUACGCAACCGUCCUCGCCCUCGCUACGAUCGGAGGACUGGACAUGAUUGACCGCAAAGCGAUGUGGGAAUGGCUGGGCACGGUCAAGCAAGCGGACGGCGGCUUCCGCAUGGCUGUAGGAGCGGAAGAAGAUAUUCGCGGCGCUUACUGCGCCAUGACGAUCAUCACCCUCCUCAACCUCCCCCUCGACCUCCCACCCGACGCUCCAGCGCGCAAAGCAGAUCUCACCACCUUCACAGACCGCCUCGGCGAAUGGGUCGGCCGCUGUCAAUCCUACGAAGGCGGCAUCGGCGGCGCUCCCACCAACGAAGCCCACGGCGCCUACGCCUUCUGCGCCUUAGCAUGUCUGAGCAUCCUCGACGCACCGCACGUCAGCAUACCCAAGUACCUCGACGCUCCGGCUCUGCUGUCCUGGCUCGCGGCGCGGCAGACGCAGCCGGAAGGCGGGUUUCAGGGUCGACAGGAGAAAUUGGUCGAUGCGUGUUAUGCACAUUGGGUGGGCGGGUGUUGGGAUUUGAUUCAGGCUGCUGUUGCUCCUGCCGCUUCAAACGGGAUGAAUGCGGAUGUCUGGAACCGCGCAGCCCUGAUCCGGUAUCUCUUGACCUGCUGCCAGCAACCGGGUAAGAAGGGCGGGAUGCGGGAUAAACCUUCCACUCGGCCAGAUGCGUAUCAUACGUGUUACUCGCUCGCGGGGCUCUCGCAUGCGCAGAAUCAUUACCAGUACGACAAGGCAGCACCCACUAGGGAUGGCGAAAAGGGCAGGUUGACGGCGGCUUUCAACUGGACGGCGGAGAAGGCGACGGAGACGGAGUUGCAGGGGUGGAGGAUUGAGAGGGAGGAUGUGGUGGAGUUUGUGCAUCCGGUGUUUGUGCUGCCGAUGGGGGUGGUGGAGGAGUGUCGGGGGUUGUUUGAGGGGGUGGGGAUCUUGGAAGGUGCGGUCAUCCCGCGGGUCGUUGGCGAAAAUGCCAUGAGUUGUGACGCUGGUUUGGAUGGGGUAUAG